AUGCCUCAUACCUAUAUUCUUUUCUGUAACACUUUAGUUUCAUAUGUUGCCACCUUAUUGCCAACAUAUUUCAUCUUUUCAUCUCCGAAUCAGGGAACUAAAAUUGCCUCAGAAGGCUUAAAAGGUCGUGUGUUUGAAGUGAGUCUAGCUGAUUUGCAGAAUGAUGAAGUGGCCUUCCGCAAAUUUAAGUUGAUCGUAGAGGACAUUCAGGACAAAAACUGUCUGACCAACUUCCAUGGCAUGGACUUAACACGUGAUAAGAUGUGCUCUAUGGUUAAAAAAUGGCAGACUAUGAUUGAAGCCCACAUUGGUGUCAAAACCACAGAUGGAUACUUGCUUCGCCUGUUUUGUGUCAGGUUCACUAAGAAGCACAGCAACCAGAUUCGUAAAACCUCCUAUGCUCAACACCAGCAAGUUCGUACAAUCUGUAAAAAGAUGGUGGAGAUCAUGACUCGUGAAGUGCAAACCAAUGACCUUAAGGAGAUUGUCAACAAGCUGAUCCCAGACAGCAUUGGUAAGGACAUUGAAAAAGCUUGUCAGUCCAUUUACCCUCUUAACGACGUUUAUGUGCGAAAAGUCAAAAUGUUAAAGAAGCCCAAGUUUGAAUUGGGCAAACUGAUGGAACUGCAUGGUGAAGGAGGAAGUGGCUCAGGCAAACUAUCAGGUGAAGGAACUGGUGCUAAAGUGGAUCGAGCUGAUGGAUAUGAACCCCCGGUUCAAGAAACUGUCUAAAUAUGUAUAAUAAAACAUUUCUUUGACCAUAAAAAAAA
Messenger RNA from Chiloscyllium plagiosum (whitespotted bambooshark), 770 nucleotides. Lineage: Eukaryota; Metazoa; Chordata; Chondrichthyes; Orectolobiformes; Hemiscylliidae. The record is from RefSeq and is a predicted model, not a curated record.